This is a messenger RNA of Apis laboriosa (Himalayan honeybee), 1699 nucleotides long. It is a transcript of the gene Fbxo42, whose product is annotated as F-box only protein 42. Gene Ontology annotation, molecular function: protein binding. The coding region runs from base 12 to 1592 and encodes 526 amino acids. The record is from RefSeq and is a predicted model, not a curated record. NCBI's taxonomy places the organism in Eukaryota, Metazoa, Arthropoda, Insecta, Hymenoptera, Apidae. The transcript has 7 exons.
UUUAAUGCAGAAUGGAGUGUAAUAUUGAUGAUUUACCAGAUGUUGUAUUAGAAUACAUUUUAAGUUUAAUUCCACCAUAUAAAAAUCUUCAGGAAUGUAAACUUGUAUCCAAAAGAUGGUUCCGUGCUACCAAAAAUGUAAUACAACAUAAUAAAGCACAUUUUCAUAAGUCUGUGGCUUAUGGAUCAUUGCUUUGGAGUCCAUGGCCAUCCAAGCAUUGGAUGCCUACUAUUGCAAAAAGACAUUCGCAUUCUGCUUGUACAUAUGAAAAUUCCAUGUAUGUAUUUGGUGGAUGUACUGCAACAUGUACAACAUUCAAUGAUUUAUGGAGAUUGGAUUUGGAUACACGAAAAUGGAUCAGAUUAAUCACAAUGGGAACAUAUCCAUCUCCUAAAGCUUGUGCUACUAUGUUAUAUUAUAAAAAAAGUUUCAUUUUAUUUGGAGGAUGGUCUCAUCCAGCAUUAUACUCUGUACAUCAGCAAUCAAAAUUAUUCAAUGAAUUACAUGUAUAUUCUAUAGAAUCCAAUAAAUGGAUUGCUAUAAAUACGUUGGAAACACCUCCACCCACUUCAGCACAUUCUGCUUCAAUUCAUAAAAAUUAUAUGAUUGUUUUUGGUGGUAUAUGCAAUGGAUAUAGAUCCAAUGACAUAUGGUGUUUGAAUCUGGAUUCCUAUAGUUGGCAUAAGCAACCUACUUCAAAUUUAAAACCACAACCACGUUAUGGUCAAUCUCAAAUAGAGCUUGGAGACAAGCAUCUUCUUGUGUUAGGAGGCUGCACUGGACCUAAUGUUGCUAUGAAUGAUGCCUGGUUACUAAAAAUGGAAGGUGCAGUAUGGACAUGGAAAAAAGUAAAUAUGCACAAUACAGAAUGGGCUCCAACACGCAUUUGGUGUCAUCAAGCUUGUAAGGUGGGAAAUCAUAUUAUUGUUCUUAGCAUUAAUAAAUGUCAAAAUAAGCCAAAUGAUAUGAGUAUAUCGCUCAAAAAGGUCACUUGUCAAGCAGCAUCUUCAACGAGAACAAAUAAUUCAUCUCCAUUACAUGGAAGACAAGGAAGCGUAUCUCAUAUUGAUAGAGAUGUAAACAUUAAUGGACGACAUGGGUCGUUUUCCGAAAUAUCUAUACAAAAUCCACGCCCUCCGCAUCAUCCUCCUAAUUUUACAAAGAAUUUAACAUUAUGUUAUGAUAAUAUGUUAAGUAUGACGGCUUUUCGUAAUGAACCAGUGCGUUAUGAUAUUAAUAGUCAUCGACAACGACAAUUAGAAUCUCUUCGUAGAAUGGAAGAGAGUAUUAGAAAUCGAAGAACACAAUCGAAGCCUGCAAAAAAGACAAAAAAUACUUUGUCCAUAUUUGUGUUAGACAUUACGAAUGUCUUAUGCGAAGAAUGUAGUGCUUCGUGGAUUCCUUUAAAACAUAAUGAUCAAUCGGGUCCCAAUGAAAGAAUACUUUAUUCGCUUGUAGCUGGUCGCGGUGAAUUAAUAGUAUUUGGAGGUAUUGGCAAAGAACAAGCAUCUAUACAAAAUCAUCCUGAUAUGGAUGAGCCUGAAGUUUAUAAUGAUCUCCAUUUUAUAAACCCACCAAGAUAUGUUAUUUAAUAUCUUGUAGCAACAAAUAAUACAUUUCUAUGUUUAAUUAAGAAUAGUUUAAUUUUGUUAGCCUUGAUUUGAUUCUAUUAUAAAUUAUUUACUAAAAAUUAAUUUAA